AUGAAUGAACCAGCGACGGUGGACAAGGAGAACAAAUCGAAGAAAGUCUCCACAACCGAAUCCUACACAUUUCAGAACCAGAGAGGCUGGCGGAGAUGGCGCAUACUACGACCUGGACGCGGUAUGUAUCACGACGUUAAACGACGGCUACCGUAUUACUGGAGCGACAUCACGGAUGCGUUCACAUAUCGAGUUUUUGCCAGCACAGUGCGUAUGUACUUCAUCAACGUUCUACCGGCUAUUGCCUUUACUUUAGACAUGUAUCGUCGCACUGGCGGGUUCUUCGGCAUCAACGAAGCACUGCUCGCAUCUGCACUGGCUGCUAUGGUAUUCAGUCUUCUUUCUUGUCAACCACUCACUAUCGUCGGCGUCACUGGUCUGAUAGCUCUAUUUAACUACACAAUAUACGACAUCAUCGAGAUGCACGACCCCUCUAUCUACCCAGCGUUUACGGCUUGGGUCGGCAUUUGGGCGGCGAUCUUUCACUGGAUUGUGAGUUUCAGCAACUACUGCGAUUACAUGGCGUACGUCACGGAUUUCUCUAGCGAGACAUUUGGCAUGUACGUUGGUAUCAUAUACUGUGUGAAGGGCGUGGAGGAACUUGUCUACCUCUUCGAGGUCUCUGCGUUCGAAGGUGGCUACCUAUCCAUUGUAAUAGCCAUGCUCUUCUUCGGAUCCGCUUAUGGGCUUGAGAAGAUUGGUGGCAGCACAAUUUGGAAGCCGUGGAUUCGUGGCUUCCUUGCCGACUAUUCCUUCGUCUUCUCCACACUCUUCUGGGUUGGGUUCUCGCACUUUCCUGGGCGCCUAGGCAGAACUGAGCAGUACCGAGUACCAACUGUUGGCGCUUUCCAGCCUACACAAGCUCGAAACUGGGUGAUCGAGUUCUGGACUCUGGACGUCAAGUGGGUGUUUGUGGCAGUACCAUUCGGCUUUCUGAUGAUGCUCCUUUUCUACUACGACCAUAAUGUGUCUUCUCUCACCGCGCAAGCGCGACAAUACCCUCUCAAGAAGCCCGCAGGUUUCCACUGGGACUUCUUUCUUCUCGGUUGUACCUGUUUCGUUGCUGGUGUUAUCGGUCUACCUUUGCCAAACGGCCUGGUUCCUCAGGCUCCCGUACACACAGAUUCAUUGACAGUCUACGAGACUCGCCUUGAAGUUGUCGAAACAAAAGAUGGCGAGGAGAUCCGCAAACCUCAUGUGGAAGCUACAGCUGUUGUCGAGCAGCGCGUUAGUCACUUCCUGAUGGGCAUGGCUAUUUGGGGCACGAUGACUGGCCCGCUUCUCACAGUCCUGAGCACCAUUCCUGUGGCUGUGUUUGCCGGGGUAUUCUUCGUCGUUGGCUGGGGCUCGAUUGAGAGCAAUGGUAUCCUCGCAAAGUUCUGGUAUCUCAACGCAGAGAAGCGCUUCAUCGAGCCAAAAAACCCGCUCAAUUCCGUCUCACGCAAAAAGAUCUGGCAGUACAUUGGGCUCCAAGCGCUCGGUGUCGCCUGUACCGUCGCCAUCUCGCAGACAAUUGCGGCUAUUGGAUUUCCUGUUUUGAUCAUCGCACUGAUCCCACUGCGUACGUUCCUCAUGCCAAUGUGGUUCUCUGAGCACGAGCUCUCGAUUCUUGAUGCGCUUACGGCGAACAACCCAGCUGUGCUGGUCAGCUUUGGUGGUACACCUGCGAAGAUGAAAGGUCUGGAACAAGCUUUCAACGAGAGCUCGACUGAGGCCGCGGGUGACAUCGAGCAGGGCGACGGAUACGAUCUAGAUCGUGCGAGGUCUCGAGGUAGUCGAAGCCGUAGUGCCGUACGCCAGCACGCGGGAAGCAUUAAAAGAUAG
Molecule: messenger RNA, 1824 nt
Organism: Ascochyta rabiei
Lineage: Eukaryota; Fungi; Ascomycota; Dothideomycetes; Pleosporales; Didymellaceae
Exons: 5
Coding region: 1-1824 (607 amino acids)
Biological process (GO): borate transport; monoatomic ion homeostasis; monoatomic anion transport
Cellular component (GO): plasma membrane
Molecular function (GO): solute:inorganic anion antiporter activity
Source: RefSeq, a predicted model, not a curated record